UAUAUUUUUCAAAGAAAAAAAUUAAAGUUUUUCUUUUUUGGAAAUAUUGUUGUUAAUAAAAUAAGAAAGAAUUGGAAAGAAAAUCCUUAACUAAAACAUUAAUAAAUACAACUAAAUUCUGUUGAUACAAAAAUAAUUCGGUAGAUUGCAACAUGUGUGUUGUUAUAGAUUUAGAUGCGGUCUGUUUGAUUUGUUUACAGCCCAACAAGGAGAUGCAGCCAAUUUUUUCAACAAUCGGAGAUAAUGCAGAACUACAAAUUGCCCAGCAGAUAUCAAUAUUAUCAGAAUUGAAAAUUGAUCAGCAUAAUAAAACAUUGCCACGAAAGAUUUGUGGUAAAUGUUUGCAAGAUUUACGAGCGGCCUGGCGUUUUCGUAAAAAUUGUCAAGCAGCUGUUACCAUAUUCCAGACCAUAGUCAGAUUGGGUGGUAAUCAAACAGCAGAGGAUGAAAUAGAAGCCAAAGAGUUGCCGGUACAAGAGGUCAAGGUGCCGCAGGAGUUACAAAUAAAAUGUAUAAAUAAUGAAGAUAAUGUGGCUGAUGAGGUUGACAAUAAAGCUAGUGAAUCUCUGAUACAAAAGAAAUCAGCUGCCGUAGAAGCAUUUGUAUUAAAUAAUACUAAGGAAAAUUCUACCUUAUAUGAAGAACUAGUGCCACAUGAUUAUGUAGAAGAUCAAGAUAAUCAAAACGAGGAGUUUCAUAAUCUGCAACAAGAAAUUAAUGAGUCAAAUAUGGAGGAAGUAGAUGAAGUAGAGGAAAAUGAAAGUGAUCAGAUAUUACAGGAAGAGCAGGAGGAGGGUAAUAAUGUAGUGGAAUAUUAUUUAACUGAAGAAGCCUUAACGGAUGACAGCACCAUAAAAUUUCAUAACAAAUUGGCGUCUAAAGGCAAAAUCCAACUGGAAACCAAACAGUUGAAGCUAAAUAAACAAACCACUGCCACAGACGAAAGACAGAUGAAGCUUACAGAGUAUUUGGAAAAGGUAAAUAAGCCAACUGCAAGAGUUCGCACCAGAGGACAAAAUGUACAAAAAGUAGUAGCUAAUGCGAGACCACAAACAAAAACAAUAGUUAUAGAAGAUUCCAAUAGCGCAGAGGAUUCGCAACAUUUACCAGCGCAGCCCGAAGUUCGACAGGUGAAAACACGUAAACGUCGAACACAAUCGCCCGAAAUAAAAAAACUCAAAGUUUGUGAGUUAUGUGGUAAUUCGUAUCGUUUUCAACAUGCCUUAAAUGCUCAUAUGCGGCGCCAUUACAAUGAAAAACCAUUCCCUUGUGAUUUCUGCGACAAGGCGUUCGUAUCUAAUGUCGAACUGAGACGUCAUAUGCGUGUGCAUACGGGCCAAAAACCCUAUGCUUGCCAAUAUUGUGAACGACGUUUCUCUGACUUUGGCUCACGCAUUAAACAUGAACGCACCCAUACCGGUGAACGGCCCUAUCACUGUGUUACUUGUGGCAAAUCGUUUGCCUAUCCUCAUGUCCUAUCCGUGCAUGUGCUUACUCAUACGGGAGAAAAACGAUUUCGAUGUGAAUAUUGCAGUAAAGGAUUUACGAAAAAAAUAUAUUUACAAUCACAUGUCGAACAGCAUCAUAAUAUUGGAGCAGAUUUUCAGGUUGUCAUUGAUGAAAGUAGCCAAAAUCAAGGGGAUAACAACAGCAUGAAGGGUGAAAAUUUUCAAGAUUGUAUUUUUACUACCGAAUACGUUAACGAAGAGGCAAUAGAGGAAGCUGAUGGUGAGUACGAAGAAGAAAAUGAACAAGAUCCGGGAAAAAUUAUGAUAACGCAAACGUUAAUGCACUCGAAAAUCGAAGCGGAUGACGAUGAUGAUGUAGGAGAAAUGCAUGAAAUUGUAGAAGUGGAACCGGAAGAAGAAUAUUCAUAAAUUGUUUAAAUAAAUUAUAGAUUUAAUUCUUGUUUAAUUUUUAUUUUUUUUUAGAUUUUACUUUUUUAAGGAAAUAUAUUUUCAUUGAAUAUAAUACUUGUAAUAAAAAGCAUUAUUAAGCUAAAAUGUAAUAGCUUAUUCUAUAAAUAAAAAACAUUUUUAAUAUUCGGUAA
Messenger RNA from Lucilia cuprina (Australian sheep blowfly), 2050 nucleotides. RefSeq names its product zinc finger protein 782. Gene Ontology annotation, cellular component: nucleus. The coding region runs from base 153 to 1877 and encodes 574 amino acids. Lineage: Eukaryota; Metazoa; Arthropoda; Insecta; Diptera; Calliphoridae. Gene Ontology annotation, biological process: regulation of transcription by RNA polymerase II. Gene Ontology annotation, molecular function: RNA polymerase II cis-regulatory region sequence-specific DNA binding; DNA-binding transcription factor activity; zinc ion binding. The transcript has a single exon. The record is from RefSeq and is a predicted model, not a curated record.